CACCAGCAACCAUAACCCCAUUCCAUGGCUACAGACAAUGUCUACGUUCUCUUCUACUUAUUGGCCUUCCUAUGCAUUCAACCCAACGUCUGCGACGGAGCUCUAACCUCAGGCUGCAUCCCUGCCGAAAGAAGUGCUCUACUUGAGUUCAAACGAGGCCUGGAAGAUCCUACCAACAGGCUGUCCUCUUGGGUGAAUGAAGACUGCUGCAAAUGGGAGGGUGUGACGUGCAGCAAUCAUACUGGGCAUGUCGUCAAGCUGGACCUCCACAAUCCGCCAAACAACAUAAGGCCCUUAGGAGGUGAGUUGAGGCAUUCUUUACUUGGUCUGAAGCACCUGAAGUACCUGGACCUAAGCAUGAACGAUUUUGGAGGCAUUAAUAUUCCAAAAUUCGUGGGGUCAUUCCAUCAACUCCGAUAUCUUAACCUCUCCAGGGCUGGAUUGGGUGGACUCCUGCCUCACCAGCUAGGAAAUCUCUCCAAUCUGCAGUACCUAGACCUAUCCGAUGACAUUUUUGUGGCUCCGACCCAUCAAUUUAACAUUAGUGAUGCACUCUGGAUUUCUCACCUUUCUUCUCUAAAGCAUCUCAACCUGAAUAACGUUAAUUUUCAAAAUGGAACUCACUGGCUGGAAGCUCUGAACAUGCUUCCUUCUAUUGUGGAGAUAUACUUAUCUGACUGUGAAAUUGGAAGUGUUCCCCUCUCUCUUCCACAUGUGAACUUUACAUCACUGUCUGUUCUUGAUUUGUCGAAUAAUCUCAUUGACACUCGGAUACCCUCUUGGUUAUCCAACAUAAGUGGCCUUGAGUACCUUGAUAUCAGUUGGAAAAGCCUUCAGGAUAAUAUUCCACCAUUCUAUGGUAGAUUGGCUACCUACAAGAGCCCUCAUUUAGCUAACAAUCAUGUUCAAGGAGGAAUACCCACUUCCUUCAAAAAUCUGUGCAAGUUGCAGAAUUUGAUAUUGUCAGGCAUCAAUAUCAGCAAAGAUUUGUUAGAACUCGAUGAAAUUUUUUCUGGUUGCAUCAAGAUGAGCCUAGAGGUUCUAAGCUUAGCCAGAACGAAUAUUAGUGGGCAGUUGCCUGAAUGGUUAUUCCAACUCAGGAAGCUUAAAUCACUCCAGUUGGAGCAGAAUCUGAUUUCUGGGCCUAUUCCUGUAUCAAUUGGACAACUAGCAUCACUCCAAGAGCUCAUUCUUGGUAAAAAUCAAUUGAACAAAACAAUACCAGAAAGUGUCUGGUGGCUAUCUCAGCUAGUUUCUUUGGACCUCGAGAACAACAAUUUGGAGGGUGUAAUAUCUGAGGCGCAUCUUGGAAACCUCACAGAAUUGAAACACUUAUAUUUGUCGUCCAACUCCUUGGCUCUGAAGGUCGAGAGCAAUUGGCUUCCUCCCUUCCGGCUAGAAUCCCUUUGGAUGAACUCCUGCAAACUGGGUCCUAAGUUCCCUUCAUGGCUCCGGUCUCAAAUAAAUAUUUCAGAAAUUGAUAUAUCUAAUGCUAGUAUUUUUGAUGCUAUGCCAAACUGGUUUUGGAGCUUAAUUUCGACAGCAGUGUUCGUGUUUGUCUCCGGCAAUCAGAUCAGUGGCCACGUACCCAAUUUAUUACAGUUCAACGACCUUGUGGAUUUGGAUUUAAGUUCAAACUACUUUGAUGGUCCUCUUCCAUAUUUUUCUCCUAGAUCGGCUUUAUUAGAUCUGUCAAACAAUUCAUUUUCGGGAAUAAUUUCACCUACCAUCUUCAUGAAUAUGCCUAACCUCAUAUAUUUAUCAUUUUCAGAAAACAAUUUAAGUGGUGAAAUUCCCUUCUCUAUAUGCCAACUGUCGGUGGUCUCAGUGGUUCUUGAUCUUUCAAAAAAUAUGUUGUCAGGAGAGCUCCCCAAUUGCUGGAGUAAUUCUAACCAAAUUAGAGUUAUGGAUUUUUCAAGCAACAACAUAUCUGGAGUUAUUCCUGAGUCAAUAUGUUCCAUAGUAUCACUUCAGUCGUUGCACUUGAGCAAUAACAGUCUAUCUGGAGAACUGCCGUUGUCCUUGAAGGAUUGUGGGAAUUUAUACCUUCUUGAUGCUGAAAAUAAUAAUUUGAAAGAUAAUGAGCUAUCGGGAACUAUUCCAAGAAGCUUUGGAAAUUUUACUGGCAUGAAAGUAAUUGAAAAUUUUUCAAAUUGGACGACAGAUCAAAUUAGAUAUCAGGAGCAGAUGUUUAUAACAACUAAAGGAAACACUCGAGCUUAUGGUAUGUCACUUUUGAUCAUGAAUAUCUUGGACCUCUCAGACAAUAACUUAUUUGGAGGAGUACCCGAAGAACUCACGGGUCUUUUUGGCUUAUUCAGCUUAAAUUUAUCUGGAAAUCAUUUCACAGGAGAAAUCACUGAAAAUAUCAGUAAAUUACAACAGUUGGAGUCCCUUGACUUGUCAAGAAACAACUUUUCUGGCACAAUUCCUUCUAGCCUCGCUGCCCUGACAUAUUUGGCUCACUUGAACCUCUCAUACAACAACUUGUCAGGGGAAAUUCCACGUGGUAAUCAACUUUCAACCUUCAAUGAUCCAUCUAUCUAUAUUGGCAAUCCUGGUCUUUGUGGGCUUCCUCUGAACCAAAGUUGCAGUGAGACAACACGAGGUCAAAGUAAUGCAAACGAUAGAGAUAAGAAUGAGAUGAUAUGGUUCUACACGAGCAUGGCACCAGGAUUUGUUGUUGGUUUCUGGGCAGUCUGGGGUACCUUAAUACUUAACAAGAAUUGGAACCUUUACUAUUUUCGUUUUAUAGACAACAUGCUUGACAAAGUAUAUGUGUUUACCGUACUGAAAGUUUCUAGGAUCAGAAAACGUUGUUGUUCCCAGCAAGGAUGAUAAAUUUGAACAUCAAUAUCUGCUGUAUGAGAGUUCAUCUCAUUAAUAUCAUAUCAUCAGCUUGAAUAAAUUUUCUUCUUCUGAAUA
Messenger RNA from Musa acuminata AAA Group (dessert banana), 2925 nucleotides. RefSeq names its product receptor-like protein EIX1. Gene Ontology annotation, molecular function: protein binding. Bases 25 to 2838 code for a protein of 937 amino acids. The record is from RefSeq and is a predicted model, not a curated record. NCBI's taxonomy places the organism in Eukaryota, Viridiplantae, Streptophyta, Magnoliopsida, Zingiberales, Musaceae. The transcript has 2 exons.